AUGAAACAUUGGGUAGAGAUUGAACCUACGUCUCCGGAACUGUGUGACACCGGCAGUCAGGGACGGAAAUCGCUUUCAAAAAUGGGGGGACGUGAGCAGCCCUUCACCUGCUCCGAUUGCGGCAAAUGCUUCAAGUCAUACACGAACCAGAAGGUGCACGGGUGCCUGCACACCGGGAACCGUCCCUACACCUGCAGCGACUGGGGCAAGGGCUGCACCCGCUCCAGCAGCCUGCUGGUGUACCAGCGUCACCACGCCGGCGAGCGCCCCUACUCCCGUGCUCAGUGCGCCAAGUGCUUCAACCAGUCCUUCACCCUGCUGUCCCACCAGCGGGUGCACGCCUGUGACCAUCCCGUCCCCAGCCUAGAGUCUGCCGCAGGAAGUACAACGUCUUUGUUUCGACUGCUCGAGGUGCUACAAGAGCUCCACCCGCUACGACAGACUGCUGCGGCACAACUGCGGGCUCUCCGGCGAGAGGCCCUUUGUCCGCGCCGACUGUGGCAAGAGCUUCGCGCCUCGCAUGAGCUGAAUAUGCAGCGGCGAGUGCACACGAGCGAGAAGCCCUAUGGCUGCACCACCUGCGGCAAUAGCUUUGCGCGGUUGUCGGGGCUGUGGCUGCACCAGUGGGUGCGUAACAGUGAGCGGUCCUUUACCUGCUCCGACUGCGGCAAAGGCUUCAAGUCGUCGCAGGACUUUUUUGAUGCACAUGCAGGUCACAAUGCAGCCGGUCUGUGGCCGCACUCAGCACUAUGCUGA
Molecule: messenger RNA, 756 nt
Organism: Amblyraja radiata (thorny skate)
Lineage: Eukaryota; Metazoa; Chordata; Chondrichthyes; Rajiformes; Rajidae
Product: zinc finger protein 239-like
Exons: 3
Coding region: 1-756 (251 amino acids)
Source: RefSeq, a predicted model, not a curated record